Molecule: messenger RNA, 2686 nt
Organism: Oreochromis aureus
Lineage: Eukaryota; Metazoa; Chordata; Actinopteri; Cichliformes; Cichlidae
Product: zinc finger protein 345-like
Exons: 7
Coding region: 118-2313 (731 amino acids)
Biological process (GO): regulation of transcription by RNA polymerase II
Molecular function (GO): RNA polymerase II cis-regulatory region sequence-specific DNA binding; DNA-binding transcription factor activity
Source: RefSeq, a predicted model, not a curated record
CUGAUUAUCUUUUCCGGACACAAUUUGUAGUUGCACCAGAAUCCGCCGGAAACGCACCCUGCGCUGUAGUGUGUGGAUGUGUUCUGCGUCAAAACACAGCUGAGAAAACAAACAAACAUGUUUUACUGGAUGAAGAGCGGCAACAGCGGCGGCUCCGAACCGGUCGACAGCGUCGGUAACAUGUCCAAGAGCGACAUACUGAGAGGAAUCGUCACCGAGAAAAUGAGCACAGCCGCCCGGGAGAUCUUAGCGGUGGUGGAGAGGACUGUAGCCGACUACGAGGAGGAGGCUGCGGGCUUCAGGCGAGAGAUCGGCCGUCAGAGGAGACUGCUGGAGCUCCUGCAGCCUAACGUCUCUCUGGAGAAAAGAGUCCUACAGCCUGAUGUGGAGAGGCAUGAGGUGGAAGUCGUGCCUGAGGACAGAGAGGAGCAACAGCACAAGCAGCAGACAGGUGUGGAGGAAACUGAGAGCCUGGGCCUGCUUUGGUAUGACGACAUUGAUGAUGAUGAAGAGGAGCAGGAGUUGGUGCAACCAACAAGUUCCCGACAAAAACGAGAAGAUCUAAAGGACCCAGAUUAUAAAAUACCAUCAAGAAUUCCGACUGUCAGGAAGAAGCCCGGCAGACCUCGCAUCAGUGACACAAAGAACCAUAUAGAUCUCAGAGUCCGUAUCCUGGAGGACUCUCACACCAAUGUGCUCUCUAAGACGGUAUUCAAGAAGUUCCCAGCACAGGACCUGAAGUGCCCUCUUGGUCUACAGGAAGCUGACUUCCUGGACUUGUUGAAGUCCACCUUUCCUCAGCUGGCAGAUGAUGAACCUUUUGACUUGUUCACAACGGACAGAAGCCGGAGGCUCCAGCCCCUAAAAGUGAAGACUGUGACUCCAGAGGAGAUCCACAGGUUUACUGGAAACUCUGCCCUUUACAUCCGCCUCAAGACUAGUGAGGAGGAAGAGAAAGAGUUUCCUCCUUCACCAACAAAUGAUGACUGUCCAUCCAGCGAUGCCGACGUAACAAAAAACAACGAAGCCGAACUCCAGUCAAGCAGCCCUGUUCAGCAUACAGACAGUCCCAGUGUGGACAUUUUGGCCAGCAGCUCAACGUCACAAAAGCAAGACCUGCAAACAGAUGAAGAGGCCCGUGAGAGGGAAGUGGACAGCAAAGAUGAACACAAGGCCUUGUCUGUAGGUAAAAACUUUAAACCUGUUUCUGAGCGCCAGGUGACAAAAAAGAUGAAGAAACAAGUGCGCAAAAGUGACAUGAAAGAGAUAGAGAAGAGUAAAAUAGCCUGUAAAGUGUGUGGAGUGUGGUACUUGAACCUGGGCAGCUUGAUCAAACACACCUGGAGUCACCUGGAGGAGCCGCAGGGUGGUUGUGGAGUUUGUGGAGAGCAGUUUGAAUCUGUGGAUGAGUUGAAGAGACAUAUCAGAAUUCACCAGAAAACUCACGACUGCUCAUAUUGUGGAAAGUCUUUCUUCACCAUCGUCGGUCUUAACAGCCACGUCUCUCUGCACACAGGAGACAGGCCAUUCAAAUGUAAGAUUUGCAGCAAAACCUUUGCUUACAUGUCUGGUCUGAAUGCUCACCAUUGGGUCCACGUGGAAGAGAAACCACACAAAUGUGACAUUUGUCCAAAAUCCUUUGGUUUGAAGGCGCAGCUCCAAGCUCACAGCAAGAUACACACCAGCAAAGACAGAUACGUCUGCAAUAUCUGUGGAAAGUCUGUGUGCGACCUUCGAUCUUUGACCCGCCACAAGUUCACUCACUCUGGAGAGCGGCCGUAUGGCUGUCAAAUCUGCGGGAAGCGUUUCAAACUUUCCGGCAACUUGAAGUCCCACGAGAAGAUCCACAUGGCCAGGGAGCGACCUUUCCUCUGCCACGUCUGCUGCAAAUCCUUCCUGUCAAACUGCAGCCUGAUGACUCACAUGAAGACGCACAGCAGCGAGAGGCCGCACGUCUGCGGCGUGUGCAGCAAAGGCUUCGUGUCCAACGGCGAACUCAAGGUUCACAUGCGAGUGCACACUGGCGAGGCGCCGUACGGCUGUUCCGAGUGCGGCCGUUUCUUCAAACGCAAGACUCACCUGACCAACCACAUCAGGAGCCACUUGGGCAUCAAACGGUUUGUGUGCGCGAUCUGUGGGAAGGCGUGCUCUCGCCAGGAGCACCUGACGGUCCACAUGAGGACCCACAACGGAGAGAGACCGUACCAGUGCACCAUCUGCGAAAAAGCCUUCACCCAGAGCCACUGUCUGAAAACGCACAUGAAGAGCCACCAGGUGGAGGAAAACUCUGUCCCCAGUCCAUCCACAACCUAAACGGCACUGAAAACAACAACUUCUUUUUGAUCAUAAUAUACUUACAGUUGCAGUUUGGUUUUUUACAUCUGAGAACUUUUUUAUUUCAUUUUUUAAAACUGGAAAAAGUGUUGUGGAUUUUUUUUCUUCUUUUUAUUGUAUUUUUGUGCUAAAACACGUGGUUCUUAGAUCCUUUUGUAACUUACAGCAAACAUGUAGUCUGGUGAUCAACAGUUCUACUAAAUUGUUAUUUGUUUGGGCAUCAAGACUUAAGUUACCGACCUACUUAUAAAAUAAAAAUAAAAAAAAUCACAAAGUUCUGAAAAGAAUUUGGUACAGUAAAAUGUUAGUCGUGUAAACCAGUCUGCUUUAAAUAAAAAGGGGAAAAAACCUA